Messenger RNA from Salpingoeca rosetta, 2430 nucleotides. RefSeq lists its product as uncharacterized. The coding region runs from base 119 to 2302 and encodes 727 amino acids. The transcript has 4 exons. Lineage: Eukaryota; Choanoflagellata; Craspedida; Salpingoecidae. The record is from RefSeq and is a predicted model, not a curated record.
AACGCCAGCAGUUUAAAGACAAGAAGUGAGGUCCUGCUUUGAUUUCUGCUUGGCCUCAUCCCACCCUUCCCACCACCCCAGCUGUGCAGCCCUGCAGCCCUGCAGCCCUGCAGCCAGCAUGUCGGCGCCACUGCUGUCGCGGCCAUGGCGCAGGCUUGUGUGCGUUGCGAUUUGCGCGAUUGUAGUGGUGUGGCUGGUGGCGCUCACGCUGGAUUGGCCGCUGUUGAGCAGGAGCCGCCGUGACUCGCGGUGGCAACGCGCUGCUGAUGAUGGAGACGCUUCUUCCAUUCCACAAGGCGCCGUUCCAGUGUACAUCACAGACGAGCACCAGCACGUUCUGCCUCGCUGGUACAAGCUAGCUGCCCAAACACACAAGAAGGGCUUCACCCUUGUGCACGUUGAUGCACACAGUGACCUGGCCAUCCCGAAGAAGUACGUGCGGGAGCCCAGUGACAUCUUCUCAAAGCACAUCAACCGCCAGCUCCUGCACACAAGCAACGACGAGUUUAUCGAGGAGGCAGUUCACUCUGGCCUGAUUGACCGCAUCACGUGGAUUGUGCCAGACUGGGGCGUCGCCAACGAGGGCGACAUGUUUGACCCAUACUGGAAUGACGGAUGGGUUGAUCCAGAAAUGGCUGCAGUUGGCGUUGGCAUCACCGAAGACAACGAGCCUUGCGACUGCACCAUCUUGGGUCCGUGGUGGAACCCUCACAGUCUUGAUGCAGUGCGCACCUGCACAUCAUACGAAGAUGAUGACCUACCCGCGAUCGAGUGCUUCCUCCAACGCAUCGUCCCAUUGGAGGUCAUUGUUGGAUCGCAGCUGUCCAAGCGUGGCAUCACGCUCCCGAAGGAGGGCGACUCACCGGGGAUCAUACUCGACAUUGACGAGGAUUACUUCAUCACCGCAGAUGCCGUUGGCUAUCUUGCCACCGCUGGUUGGACAAACACGACGCUGGCGGCUGUUGAUGCUGCUAUUUUGCAGCUGUGUGCACACGAUGAAGAGGACGAAGCCGAGAUUGCUGCCAUUCUCGCCCAAGCUGCGCUCAACCAAGAGUGGGAGGCGCCAGAUGCGUGGAAAGCGAAGGUGGUGUGCGCGAGUGCUGACCUCGAGGCAGCAUCUGCUCUCGGUGCAGGCGACGAGUAUGGUGACGAUGAGUAUGAAGAGGACGACGACGAACCUGAACGAGAGGAUGAUGAUGAGGACGAUGAUGAAUCCAACGCUGAUGACGAUGAAGACGAGGAAGAAGCAGAUGUGGAAGACGAGGAAGAAGCAGAUGUGGACGACGAGGAAAAUGCUGCGGCGAGUGAACAUCAUCGCAUCCACAGCGCCAUUGAUCGCACGGCGCUCAGACAUCGACGACGACGACAGCAGCGGCGACAGCGGCGGUAUCUACGUGGCGGAUCGUUCUGGAGCACGCGGCGCAAAGGACGCCGACACCACAAACUUGAACUCUUGCAGCGCUUUCGCCUCGAUGACGGCUAUCAUGGUGAUGGUGAUGGUGACACGGGUGGCGACGGUGAUGGACGUGGUUACAAUCGUCAGCCAGACCGACAACAACAACAACAACAACAACAACAACAACAACAACAACAACAACAACAACAACAACAACAACAACAACGGCGUGGGUUGCUCUAUCGUGUGCGAGGGCAAAGCAGUGACGCCGCCAGUGAACGUGCACGCGUGUUUGAUUCAGUGGUGAUGCAGUUUGUGGCUGCGGUGCACACGGCCGUGGCCUCCAGCAACACACACACACCAUCGCCAACACCACCCAUGCUCGCUGCGCUUCUUGAUGUCGGCUUUGCUGCCGUGCCGCUGAGCGAACGGCGGCUGCACACGCGCGAAUUUCCGCGACAGAUGGCGGUGGCGACAGGCGUGGACCAGGAGCGGCCGGAGAUCUCCAUCAGCGACGACGACAACAACAACAACAACAACAACAACAACAACAACAACAACAACAACAACAACAACAACAACAACAACAAGUAUCGGCGGUUUGUGGAGGUGGACGACGAGUAUGUUGAAUAUCGCUCCAAUGAGAUGGUCAUGUUCAGGACACUGCGUCCAGGAGACCUUGAACACGAUCUGGAGGAACUGCGCGCGUUUCUGAUGACGUCAGAGUUGGGGCAGCACGUGCGUUUAGUUUCCAUUUGCCGCUCCAUUCGUGACGGCUAUCUCCCUGCACGGCACUGGCGACAGAUCGAGACACACCUCCUCCGCACCAUCCACGCCAUCGUUCCACAUGCCACCGUGCUGCUGGACGGACGGCCAACAUGGGACGCGCAACCGCUCUGGACGUGACGUGCGCCUGUGCCUUUGUACGUAUGUGUGUGUGUGUGUGAGAGAGAGUGUGUGUGUGUGCGUGUGUGGCUGUUGAGAUAAUCGACGCUGGCCAGAGCUUGCUUGACCAAUAAACGACAUGAUGCACA